CGAAUGAUCAAAAUUGUCAAUGUAUCAUGUGUGUAUGCGAUCAACGUCGAUCGACGCACACACACACACUCGUCUGUCGGUCUCUCUCUCUGUCGGUCUGUUUGUCUGAUCAGACGACCUGCAGCACUUCAAGCUCAUCAGCCAUGAAGCUGCUGCUGCCGCCAAAAGUGGCGUAGGUGCCCUCCCGCACUCCCAUGUACCCCUCAGGCACCAGUGACAUGGGCAGCCACUGCGUGCAGCGGCGGAUGGUCGCCGGCACGAUGAAGUCCAAGCCUAAGGCGCGCUGCGAACCCAGGCAGAGGUAGCCCGGGUACCCGCCCCACACCAUACACCCCCACGGGCCCAUUGAGAUGGUGGUGGGGCUGACCGUCGCCACCGUCUGUCGGUCUCGGGGCAGGCGGAUCUUGGUCGGUCGGCUGAAGUGGCCCGCCAGGGAGAACAUCCACAUACCACACGAGCUGAAACAAGGCGCUUGCAUGAAGGAAUAAGAAGGCAUCAAUCGAAAGCAUUCGGCGAAGUGGAUGAACAACCACACACACAUACCUUCAUGCGGUCGUUCAUGAAGACGCCGAAGAUGUGCUGGUCCUUCUUGGCAACGAAGACCAAGCGGGUCGAAUUGCCCACUCUGCCGAGCAGGCUGGCGUAGCUCGACCCAUCCCGAUUGGCACUGAACGGAAUGACACACACAUACAUAGGACCGACUCAUGGCACACAAUGGAAGUGUGCAGCCGCAUGUCUGCCCCACCGGUAGAGUGAUUGCAGUCGUUUGUUGCGGCCGCCGAGGAGGCCCAGGAGGCCUCUACGCUCCUCAACGCUCAGCACCGAACCCUCGUAAUCAGAUACCUGAGACACACACAUACACGCAGACACGCACAGACAAUGAAUGCGGGCAGAUGGUAUGUCACUCGUGGUCGAGUUGGCGACCUGUCGGAUUGGGGCAUUCCUGCCCUCCGUCUGUGUCUGCUCGGGUGUGGUGUUGGCCUGGCGGGCCUUCUCGUGCUCCAGCAGCUUGACGGCGUAGUAGUUCUUGUGAAUGCAGCUGCCUCGACUGAUGGCCCUGCAGGCCGCGACAGGAACACGUGUUGAUGAAUGAUGCAGCGCCAGACGCAGGUGGUGUUUUGUGCUGCUGACUUGCAUGAGGGCACUCCACGCUGCCAUUGGGUAGCUUCGAUUGGUACCGUGCUUCUGGACAAAUCUUACCUUGCUCUCAAUGCUCGCUGACUUAAGGUGCAUGCAACACGCUGAUGGUCUGCCGUAGUCUGAAUGUCAUACUGUACACACCACAU
This is a messenger RNA of Vitrella brassicaformis, 1286 nucleotides long. The record is from the annotation of a GenBank genome assembly. Lineage: Eukaryota; Vitrellaceae.